Chinchilla lanigera (long-tailed chinchilla) is the source of this 1125-nucleotide messenger RNA. It is a transcript of the gene Stard6, whose product is annotated as StAR-related lipid transfer (START) domain containing 6. The record is from RefSeq and is a predicted model, not a curated record. The transcript is spliced from 10 exons. Lineage: Eukaryota; Metazoa; Chordata; Mammalia; Rodentia; Chinchillidae. The coding region runs from base 244 to 921 and encodes 225 amino acids. Gene Ontology annotation, molecular function: lipid binding.
CGGGAGGGACCAGGGGGCGGGGCGGGGAGGGGCGGGGCGUGUGGGGCCCCUGGAGGCGUUGGGUCCCAGUCCCUGCUGGGAGGUGUAGUUUCCGAUAUCCUGGACCAAUACUCCAUCUGAAUAUGUUCCAGUUCCUCUGACGUUACAGCACCAGGUUAACAGAUAGUGGAGGUUUCCAGCAGAAUUCAGAGAAGAGUGCCAGUGGUUAUUAAAAUUCUGGACUAGAUUUGUUAGGAAAGAUAGAUGGACUAUAAGGCAAUUGCUCAGCAAACUGCCCAAGAAGUUUUUGGUUACAGUCAAGAUACAUCUGGCUGGAAAGUGAUUAAAAAUUCAAAAAAGGUAACUGUUUCCAUCAAGGCUUCUAAAAGAUUUGUCGGAAAUGUAUAUCGUGUUGAAGGGAUAAUUCCAGAAUCAUCAAUUAAACUAUCUGAUUUCCUCUACCAGCCUGGGGAUAGGGUUACAUGGGACAAAUCACUGAAAUCAUACAAUGUGGUACACAAUAUUGAUUCGGGCACAUUUAUAUGCCAUACCAUUACACAAAGCUUUGCCAUGGGCUCAAUUUCCCCCCGAGACUUUGUCGACGUAGUAUACAUCAAGUACUAUGAAGGGAAUGUGGCCAUUAUCAGUUCUAAAAGUGUGGAUUUCCCAGGAUAUCCUCCAUCUUCUGAAUAUAUUCGUGGUUAUAACCAUCCUUGUGGCUAUGUAUGUUCACCUCUGAAAGAAAACCCAGCAUGUUCCAAGUUAGUGAUGUUUGUUCAGACAGAAAUGAAAGGAAAACUGCCUCCAUCAGUAAUUGAAAAAACCAUGCCUUCCAACUUAAUAAACUUUGUCCUCAAUGCAAAAGAUGGACUAAGGACACGUAAAGCUCCAGCAGAAAGUGGAAAUCAUAACGGCCAUUCAUCAUCCCCCAAAAAGAAAUAAGGUCAUUCUGCUGUUAAAUCAUAAAGACCAUAUAAACUGCUAGUUAAAAUGUUUGUUUUCUAGCCACCUUCAGGAGACAGAGAAUGUAAUGAAAAUUAGUAAGCGGGUUAAAAUUAGUAAGAAGAACACAGUGUUGGGAGCUGGAAAAUGUGUGUGAACACUGAAGUUGAGAAAUAAAGAUAAUCACUGCUUUGUGUUCCCCAA